This is a messenger RNA of Aspergillus pseudonomiae, 2577 nucleotides long. RefSeq names its product putative siderochrome-iron transporter Sit1 (gene sit1). Gene Ontology annotation, cellular component: endosome; vacuolar membrane. The record is from RefSeq and is a predicted model, not a curated record. Gene Ontology annotation, biological process: intracellular iron ion homeostasis; transmembrane transport. NCBI's taxonomy places the organism in Eukaryota, Fungi, Ascomycota, Eurotiomycetes, Eurotiales, Aspergillaceae. Bases 112 to 1827 code for a protein of 571 amino acids. Gene Ontology annotation, molecular function: siderophore-iron transmembrane transporter activity. The transcript is spliced from 10 exons.
CUAUUCUUUCUUAAUGCUCCCCCUCCCCCUUUUACCUCAUAAGAAAGUCUUAACGACGCUUUCUCCUCGUCCUCUGAUCUCGCAUACUGAUAGCGACGAGGGCAGUGCAAAAUGUCCGCCGAAAAGAAUCCACGAUUUCAACAUGCUGCCCAACCUCAGGAACUUCAGGAGGAAGCGGACUUUAAAAACCCAGGUGUCAAGCGCAUCGCAGCUAUCUCGUCGCAACUGGGCGUUGUAGCUCGGGUGUUUUUGUUCUUCGGGAUCUUUCUGGUAGCCUAUGUCUAUGGUUUGGAUGGACAGCUGCGAGGGACUUAUCAGCCUUUGGCAACCAGUGCCUAUGCCAAACACAGUUUGCUUACUACGAUCAAUGUUUUACGUAGCGUCAUUGCAGCUGCCGCACAGCCAACAGCCGCGAAAAUCGCCGAUGUGUUCGGGAGAGUUGAGUUGAUCUUGCUCUCGGUUUUCUUCUACACUAUCGGGACUAUCGUGGAGGCCUGCGCCGACAAUGUCCAGACUUUCUGCGCGGGUGCUGUUCUAUACCAGGUCGGAUAUACGACUAUUAUUCUCCUGGUCGAAGUUCUAGUAGGAGAUCUGACUUCCCUUCGAUCCCGUCUGCUCUUUUCCUAUAUCCCUGCGACCCCUUUCAUUAUCAAUACCUGGGUUAGUGGCAACGUUGCCGAUGCCGUGUUGGGGGUCACUAGCUGGCGCUGGGGCAUUGCGAUGUUCGCAAUCAUAUUUCCUGUUUGCUCCAUCCCUCUUUUUGUGACGCUGCUUUUUGGACACCACAAAGCCAAAAAAGCCAGUGCUGAGACAUAUACGCAUCCUAUUCGGCUUCUCGGUGCAAAGAAAUUCGCUAAAGAAUUAUUUUGGUACCUGGAUGUGAUGGGCAUCCUGCUUCUGAUUGCUUUCUUGGCUCUGAUUCUUGUGCCAUUCACAAUUGCUGGUGCUGCGGCCGAGCAAUGGAAGACUGCGAAGAUCUUGGCACCGCUGAUUAUAGGUCUAUUCUGUCUGCCACUCUUUGUCAUUUGGGAGCGUUCUUAUGCUCGGUAUCCCAUGGUUCCCUUCAAACUGCUCAAAGAUCGCGCGGUUUGGGGUGCCCUCGGCAUAGCAACAAUGCUCAACUUAGCUUGGUCGUUGCAGGGCACAUACUUAUAUACCGUGUUGCAAGUCGCGUUUGACCAAAGUGUUCUCAGUGCAACACGUAUCUCGUCUCUAUACAGCUUUGCAUCUGUUAUAACUGGAUGCAUACUCGGGGCGAUUAUUAUCAAAGUGAAACAACUCAAGCCUUUCAUAGUUGCCGGAACUGUUCUUUUCGCGGUGGCUUUCGGCAUUCUCAUACAGUUCCGUGGAGGAACAAGUAGCUCAAGCUACUCUGGUAUUAUCGGCGGAGAGAUACUUCUGGGUAUUGCUGGUGGCAUGUUCCCAUACCCGGCCCAAGCAAGUAUACAGGCUGCAACGAAACACGAGCAUCUUGCUGUGAUCACUGGUUUGUACCUGGCAAUGUACAACAUCGGAAGCGCAAUCGGAGGUACAAUUUCUGGCGCUAUAUGGAGACAGAGGAUGGGUAAGGAGCUCACCAAGCAUCUUGGUAGUGCAAAUGAGACUCUCACCGAUCUGGCUUUUGGGAGCCCUUUUGACUUUAUCGUUUCGUAUCCUGCCGGAACACCUGAACGCGAAGCUGUAACUCUAGCAUACAGAGAGGUCCAGCGUCUCCUUUGCAUUACCGGUAUAUGCCUGACGGUGCCUCUUAUCGUCUUUGCUCUUUGCAUUCGCAACCCAAGAUUGACGAAAGAUCAAAGUCUUCCCGAUGCCGAACGGGAGGAAUAGUGCCGCUCCCCAGCCUUGCUUGCAUAGCAGGGUGGGAUAUUGACGAUUCUGUGCCAGAGCCAACCUCGACUCGGAAGCUUUAUUCCUCUCCGCUAAUUUGUGCUCUGCGAACGAUAGGAAGGCCAGCACAUUUGCGAUCGUCAACCUAAUUGUGCUAAUACUUCGUUAAUGUUUGUAUACUCUGGCUAAUACCUAUACAUUCCAGCGUACCUUAGAUGCCUUCAGCGAAAGCCUAGGGCCUUUAUAUGAAGAUGUACUAUCAUACAGAAUAUAGUCUGAUAUUCUGUUGAUAGUUCUGGAAUGUGAACUAAUACUCAAUGCAUCUUGCUUCGUCCGUAGACAAACGUUCACUUUAUCUUGCACGCAGGUCGCCUUGCCUUUCCUUCUGUUCUCAGACUGUCUAAGCUCCCUACUGGUGAAGAACAAGGCGGACCUAAAAGCGAAGUUCCAUACUUCACGUGUGCGGGAUCAGGUGAUAUUUCCUGUUCACUGUUCGUAUCUAGCAAACGUCAAACUACUCCAUGCUAGGCCGAGAGGCAUCAUGGGCUAUUUAGAACCUACAGCGGUCAAUACUUAAUAUAAUGAUUUGAAGGGGCAUUUCUUUCUCACCAUCAAGUGGAGCUCAAGUCUUGUCAGACCACUCCUUACUGUCCCACAAACUCGGCAUCAAUCCAGAGUCUAUGCACUCAUACAUAACUCAGCUCCUCAAAAUCCUAGCUAAAACCUGUGAGAUAGCCUCGGACAAGCCGC